GCAACCGCAUCUUUGGUCUUCGAGGGCGGGAGCAGGAGUGAUCUCCCCCUCCCUUCCCCGGGGACCGGCUCCACUCCGGUGGCCCGAGCCUGCGGCCUCCCCGGCCCAAGAUGAACGAGGCCCGCAGGAAACCCCGCCUGGCCGCCUCGCUGCAGAUCCCGCCCGGCCUGGGGACCCCCCUCCCCGCCACUAGUCCGGCCCGGACGACGCCCACCAGGCCGGAGGAGGAGGAGGAGGAGGAGGAGGAACAACUGGACACCCCGGGGGCAGGGCCGGCGCCUGCUGAGACAAGCCCCCCUGAGCGCCCUCAAGAAGAAUCCAAGAAGCAGAAACCGACCACCUCGCUUCUCGGCUCGGAUAAAAUAGGCCAAAACACCGUGCUCUACUGCCAGCCGACAGACAAUGUGCUGACCCACCAGCAGCGCUGUGCGGCCGUGGUCAGUGCCAUGUUUGACCGCCUGGUAGACCCCAACUCACCCUACGUGGGCUGCAAGAGCAGCGUAGCAGCUUUCAUCCUGGAACGGGAAGUGACAGAUGCCCAGGGCUGCUGCCAGGAGACCUACGAGCUGGUGGCCCUGGGCACGGGGACGGACAGCUACGAGGGCUGGCUGGAGUUCAACGGGCGUCAGCUGCACGAUGCCCACGGCCUGGUGAUCGCUCGCCGGGCCCUGCUCAGGUACCUGUACCGCCAACUGCUGCUGGUCACCAGCGGGGUCCCCGAGGCGGCCGAGCGCUCCGUGCUGGCCCCAACCAACCCACCGGGUCUCGGCCCCAGCCUCACCCUCAAGCCGAGGAUCUUCCUGCACCUGUACCUCAGCCAUACCCCCACCGGAGCGGCCGAGAACUUUUACCUCCCCUUCCCAGAGCCCCAGAGCCCGGCCCUGCGCCUCUGCGUCCACGCUUCGGGGAGCCUCAGACCCCUCUGCUGCCUGCGCCCCGAAGUACGGGCCACCCGUGUCUUCUCCUUGGCGGGCAGCGACAAGUUGGCCCGCUGGGCCGUGCUCGGCCUACAGGGAGCCCUGCUCUCUCAUUUCCUGCUGCCGCUCUACACCACCAGCCUAAUUCUGGCCGACUCUUGCCACGACCCAUCCACGCUGAACCGGGCCAUCCACUCCCGCCCCAACCUGGAGGAAGGCUCGGGCCCGGCCCUGCCCGCCCCCUUCCUCCGCACCCCCAUGCAUCUGUUCACCGGGCCCAACCUGGGCCCCGUGGACCCGCCCCCCACCUGCUGGGGCCUGAGCCUCAACUGGAGCCUGGGCGACGAGGCCCCCGAGAUGGUGGACGUGACCACGGGCUGCGUGCUGGCCAGCUUCCCUAGGGCCCGGGGCCCCCCAAGCCGCCUCUGUAAGGCCGCCCUGUUCCAAGCCUUCCGCAGCAGCGCCCGUGCCCUCGGCCGCCAGGACCUCCUGGACCUAAGGACUUACCAGCAGGCCAAGGCUCAGGCCUCGAACUACCAGGCAGCCAAGGCGGCGCUGAGUGCCCGGCUGGACCAGGAGGGGCUGGGACACUGGCUUCCGAAGCAGCUGGUGGACAGCUUCUGCUGCUGACCGGAGCCUCCACCCCCACCCUCAGCCAGACCGGGCUGGUCCGGGAGGGAGUGGGGGCCGCGCAGCCAAGCCUCUGGGCUUGGCUCGUGUGUUCAAGUUGGAGGGCAGUUGUAUUGGAGGGGAGGGUCUGGAACCCAAGGUAGACCCCUCCCCAUCUUCUUCUCACCCAUCUCCGCUCCCCUCCAUCUCACCGUUUCUGCCACCCGCCCCCCGGGUUUUGCAAACUAUUUAAUCAAUAAAGCUUUUGUCCCUCCA
Ornithorhynchus anatinus (platypus) is the source of this 1802-nucleotide messenger RNA. It is a transcript of the gene ADAD2, whose product is annotated as adenosine deaminase domain containing 2. Gene Ontology annotation, biological process: RNA processing; adenosine to inosine editing. Gene Ontology annotation, molecular function: double-stranded RNA binding; tRNA-specific adenosine deaminase activity; double-stranded RNA adenosine deaminase activity. Gene Ontology annotation, cellular component: cytoplasm; nucleolus. Lineage: Eukaryota; Metazoa; Chordata; Mammalia; Monotremata; Ornithorhynchidae. Bases 111 to 1547 code for a protein of 478 amino acids. The record is from RefSeq and is a predicted model, not a curated record. The transcript has 10 exons.